Brassica rapa (field mustard) is the source of this 656-nucleotide messenger RNA. RefSeq lists its product as uncharacterized. The record is from RefSeq and is a predicted model, not a curated record. Lineage: Eukaryota; Viridiplantae; Streptophyta; Magnoliopsida; Brassicales; Brassicaceae.
AAUCUAAGUUGAGGAAGAGUCGGUUUAGCUGAAACUGGUUUAUUGAAUCGUCGGUCUCGAUCAAAUAAAAUCCCUUUUGUUUUCAUCGUCAAGUUUCGAGGUUUUCGAUAUCUUCUUGGCAAAUACAGUAGUAUCUCCAGUACGGUGAAAGAAAACAAAAUGGCUGAUCAAGAUUUUAUAUACAGAAUCAGUACGGAUCAAGAGUGGCAAGAGUUUCAGAAGAAGGGAUCUUCUUUUGGUGGAGAGCUCGAUAAGUCAACUGGUUGUUUUCAUCUCAGCAAACUCGAGCAGGUGCAAAUGACAUUGCAGAACUUCUUCUUGAAUGCCAAGGAGGAUCUUUACCUUCUUCAAAUCGACCCUAACAAGCUUGGAGAUGGAUUGAUCUAUGAAGCAGUGGAUGAAGUGAACAGCUUCCCUCACUUCUACGGUCCAGACAGAACAUUCAUUCCACUUCCUCUAGAUUCUGUCGUCAAAGCUGAGAAGCUAACAUUCACAAAUGGCAAAUUCACCUGCAGCUUCUUCACUGGAUGAAUCCCUUAUAUAUAUAUAAUUAGUUCACUGUUUUUAUGUAUUGCAUUGUAACAAUUUAAAAAUUCACCAAACAAAAAAAACAGAGAAUUGUUAUUAUUAUUACAAUGCGAGAUUAAGAUCUAAAA